AUGUGGUUGAGUGUCAAGCCCUCAGUUUUGAUUGUCGGGUACCACAGGCAGCUGGAUGCCCCUAUUACUCCCUCCGUCCCGCUUCAAAUGACCUUAAAUUUUUCGGUUGCGCCGGCGGCGGCUGAGCCACCUGCUGCAAAUCAUGACCUCAGCUCCUCCAAUUUUACUUCCGCCGACUCCGAUCUGAGCUCAUACGAAGCGGCGUGCCGCUCCGACCCCGACCUCCAAAACUUCGACUCGAAGCUCCAGAUCCGCACAAGCCGCGCCAUCAACUCCAUCUCCGUGGUCCUCGACGUCCGCUCCCUCCCCCUCGACUCCCUCCGCGAAGUCACCGAAUACCUCCUCGAGAUGAACCAGGAGGUCGUCACAAUCAUCCUCCAAAACAAGCGCGACAUUUGGAAAGACGACGAAUUCUCCGAUCUCGUCGUCUUCGAGAAUUGCCUCCUCACCUUGGAUUUCUGCACCACCCUCGAUUCGUGCCUCAAACGCGCCGCGCGCAUCGAAUCCAUCGUCAAAGUCGCCCUCCGCAAAUUCGACGACGACCGAGCAAAUGCGGGGAGGAAUUACUCGAGAACUCUGGCAGAAUUGAGGAAUUUCAGCGCCGCGGAGGAGCCGUUCACGCAGGAGUUCUUCAAGGUCUUCGCUCGCGUCAACGCGAAGUAG
Salvia miltiorrhiza (redroot sage) is the source of this 663-nucleotide messenger RNA. Its product is annotated as UPF0496 protein 1-like. NCBI's taxonomy places the organism in Eukaryota, Viridiplantae, Streptophyta, Magnoliopsida, Lamiales, Lamiaceae. The transcript has 2 exons. The coding region runs from base 1 to 663 and encodes 220 amino acids. The record is from RefSeq and is a predicted model, not a curated record.